Molecule: messenger RNA, 661 nt
Organism: Hibiscus syriacus
Lineage: Eukaryota; Viridiplantae; Streptophyta; Magnoliopsida; Malvales; Malvaceae
Product: 16 kDa phloem protein 1-like
Exons: 5
Coding region: 121-585 (154 amino acids)
Source: RefSeq, a predicted model, not a curated record
CCAUGCCAACUCCUUUACAUUUCUUCUAUAUAAAGAACCUAAGAAUUCAAAGGGUCCAAACAAUUUCCAUUCAAAGAAUCUCGGCGAGAAAAAGAAAGAAGGAAAAUAUCAAAUUCAAGGAUGGCUGUUGGAAUACUGGAAGUGUUAUUGGUUAAUGCUAAAGGCCUUGAGGACUCGGAUUUUCUGGGAGAUAUGGAUCCAUAUGUUAUAAUUGAAUACAAAGGUCAAGAGCACAAGAGCAGAGUGGCCAGAGGUGGUGGCUCUAGUCCAUCAUGGAAUGAAAAAUUUACAUUUAAGGUGGAGUAUCCAGGAUCAGGUGAUGGCUACAAGGUCGUUCUCAAAAUCAUGGACAAGGACACCUUCUCUUCCGACGAUUACGUUGGCCAAGCCACGAUAUAUGUGAAGGAUUUGUUGGCAAUUGGAGCAGAGAAAGGAAAUGCUGAAAUUCAUCCUACUAAACAAAGUGUAGUUAAUGCAGAAAAUAGUUACUGUGUAGAUAUUACAGUUGGUGUUACUUUCACCAGAAAGGUUGAAGGAACUGAAGAAGAAGAAGAGUAUGGUGGUUGGAGGCAAAGCAAUUUCUAGUUUGUGCAAUCUGUUUUGUAAUUUGUGAUUUCAUUGUUUGAAUAUUUACAUUAUGAAGGGAGAAACUGAGUUGGGA